Carlito syrichta (Philippine tarsier) is the source of this 1032-nucleotide messenger RNA. RefSeq names its product SIL1 nucleotide exchange factor (gene SIL1). The record is from RefSeq and is a predicted model, not a curated record. Bases 1 to 894 code for a protein of 297 amino acids. Lineage: Eukaryota; Metazoa; Chordata; Mammalia; Primates; Tarsiidae. The transcript has 4 exons.
AUGGCAGUCUGUGCGCUGCACACUGCGAUUACGGGUCAGAGGAAAUCCCAGUACUGCUAUCAUGAAGUGGAGAGCCUGGGGAGGCUGCGCUGGUCCUGUUUUAGGAUCCGCUUGGGUGUUCAGAGCCUCCCUUGGCCUUGCACUGUCUGCCUGCCUUCUCCUCUUGCGCCUUGUGGGAACCUCCCGCUGCGCGCCUUGUUUCUCCCCAGGAAUGGUGAGUGUGGUGCCAGCUCCCUGCCCCUGGAUCCCUCAUGCUUUCUGUGCUUCCUUUCCAGCAACCCAAAAGUCCAGGUGGAGGCCAUCGAAGGGGGAGCCCUGCAGAAGCUGCUGGUCCUCCUGGCCACAGAGCAGCCGCUCACUGUGAAGAAGAAGGUCCUGUUUGCGCUGUGCUCACUGCUACGCCACUUCCCCUAUGCCCAGCAGCAGUUCCUGAAGCUGGGGGGGCUGCAGGUACUGAGGAACCUGGUGCAGGAAAAGGGCGCCGAGGUGCUGGCUGUGCGCGUGGUCACCCUGCUCUACGAUCUGGUCACUGAGAAGAUGUUUGCUGAGGAGGAGGCUGAGCUGACCCGGGAGACACCCCCAGAGAAGCUGCAACAGUAUCGCCAAGUGCACCUCCUACCAGGCCUGCAGGAACAGGGCUGGUGCCAGAUCAUAGCCCACCUCCUGGCACUGCCUGGGCACGAUGCCCGUGAAAAGGUGCUGCAGACACUGGGCGCCCUUCUGGCUCCCUGCCGGGACCACUACCGUCAGGACCCCCAGCUCAGCAGGACACUGGUCAGCCUGCAGGCCGAGUACCAGGCUCUGGCCAGCCUGGAGCUCCAGGACGGCGAGGAUGAGGGCUACUUCCGGGAGCUGCUGGGCUCUGUCGACAGCUUGCUGAGGGAGCUGAGAUGAGCCCCCUCCAGACCUGGACUGGGACGCUGCUAGUGAGGCUGACGGGCACCAGCUUGGGUGGGCUCUUCAGGGGACAUCAGGCAGGCAGGCAUCAUCUGGGCAGUGCUGGCUUGGCCAUUAAAUGGAGAUGUGCAGGCC